This is a messenger RNA of Fulmarus glacialis (Northern fulmar), 524 nucleotides long. Its product is annotated as wings apart-like protein homolog. The annotation marks the transcript as partial. The record is from RefSeq and is a predicted model, not a curated record. The transcript has a single exon. Lineage: Eukaryota; Metazoa; Chordata; Aves; Procellariiformes; Procellariidae.
AGAAUAUGAAACAGGAGCCAAAAUGACAUCCCGAUUUGGAAAGACCUACAGCCGGAAAGGGGGAAACGGCAGUUCCAAGUUUGACGAAGUAUUUUCCAACAAACGGACCACCCUUAGUACAAAAUGGGGAGAAACCACCUUCAUGGCCAAAUUAGGACAGAAGAGGCCCAGUGUCAAACCAGAUAUUUCCGAAGUUCCUAAAAAACCCAAAGUUGAAGAUGAGGUACCAGAGGAUCCAUUUGGAUUUGACAGUGAUGAAGAAUCUCUUCCUGUGUCUUCAAAGAAUGUGUCACAGGCUAAAAGCUCCUCUCAGCUGGAACCCGGUGAAGCUGCUCAGUCUGAGGACUUCGCUCCUCUACUUGAAGCUAACAGCAGAAUUAAUCAGCCAGACAGCGGAGAAAAUGUUGCAUCCAGCAAGUGUAUAUCUUUUGACAAUACUGUUCCUCUCUUAAAAGAAAAGAGCACAAGCAAAAACGUGGAAGAUGGAGAAUGCAAAGGCAGCAGUGCUAAACUUGUAACUGCAG